Mya arenaria is the source of this 3434-nucleotide messenger RNA. Its product is annotated as centriole and centriolar satellite protein ofd1-like. Gene Ontology annotation, molecular function: protein binding. Gene Ontology annotation, cellular component: centrosome; ciliary basal body. Gene Ontology annotation, biological process: epithelial cilium movement involved in determination of left/right asymmetry. Bases 114 to 3083 code for a protein of 989 amino acids. The record is from RefSeq and is a predicted model, not a curated record. Lineage: Eukaryota; Metazoa; Mollusca; Bivalvia; Myida; Myidae. The transcript has 27 exons.
UUCAUUCACGACCAAAAUUUUGUAAACAUAACUAAAUUUUCUAAUAUACUUGUGUUAUUGACGUUGAACAACCUAGAUGUAUAUUAUCGUAUUUUAAUUAAAUAUCAAAAAGCAUGUCGAAACGUAGUGAAGAAUAUCUAACUGCAGAAGAACUGCGCAAUAGGCUUUAUCACAGUCUUCGUGACAAAGGUCUUGUUAAUUCUAUGAAGAGCCAGCUUCGAACCAGUCUAGUAGGUGAACUGAAGAGAUCAGUGAACGGGAAGUUGUCUGUGGAAGACCUUGAAGUUCCAGAGUCUGGCUCACUGGUUCACAGGGCAUCCAAUUCUCUUGUGGCUGACCAUCUGCGCUCCUGCAAAUAUGACUACACAUACAGCGUCUUUUUGCCAGAAUGUGCUCUUGACAAAACAAAGAUGCUGUCAAAUGAAGAUGUACUUCAGCUACUUAAAAUCAGUCCACAAUCAAGAUUGUUUAAAAAGAUGACUGACAAGGGUGGGCAUUCGAGGAAGGGUUUUCUAUGGCAGUUGCUCAGCGAGCUAUGUUCCAUGCACAGUCAAGCCAGCCAGACCACUUCCACACAGACUGAUUUCAUCAAGGUUGCAACAGUCUCCACACUCGAUGAGAAGAUGAGUGUUUUGGAUGAGCUGUUCAGUUCACGUCGAGAGGAGCAGUACCGCACGGGGGCCACGGCACUUGAGGACCGCCUGCUCAGUUUCCAGAGACAGCUAGAGGAGAGAUUCCGUAAUGAACUCAAACUUGAGGUGUCCCGAGUGAAGGAUGAUGAGGUUGCCAGAAUACGGAUGGAAGAAAAGGAACAUUUCCGUAGAGAGCUCGACAAAGCCAGGAAGGAUCUUGAGAGGACAUACCAGGCAAAGUUUGAUGCUCUCGUUGUGAGAGAGAGGAAUGCCACAGAAAGAUUGCAAAGAGAACAAGAGAUGCUGGAGAAAGAGGUGUACAACCAGCGGCAGUCAAUCCUUGAGGAGAUUGAGGCUGUCCGCCAGCGUGAGGUCUCCAUCAACCGUGAACAGGACGUCAACAGCAGAGAGAAAAAUUUGCAAGGGGAAAGGUUAAAGGCAAAGGAGAAUGAGAUGAGACAGAGGGAACACGAAAUUGCAAGGAAAGAGAAUGAAUUCCAUCAACGACUAGAGAAUGAAAUGACCAAGUUCAAGGUAGAGUACCAGGCCAAGUUUCUGGAGAGGACUCAGAACAUCGAGGUCAGGGAAGCAACACUCAGGGAGGGUGAGAGACGUGUGGCAGAGGACCAAGGGAAGAUUGACAGUCUGAAAGAGGAAGUCCGCGACAAAUCAGCCCGUGUCAAUGAGCUUGAGACCCUGUUGCAAGAAAUCCGUCACAAGGAAGUGGAUGCAAGCAAGCACAAUGAGUUCCUUAAUGCAAAACUAAGGGAUAUGUGUGAUUAUGCAACAAUAAAAGACCAAAACAUAACAUACAGAAAUGAAAUUGAAAACCUGAAAACUCGGAUGGCUGAAAUUAUGCAGUUAAAUGAGAGAGAAAGAAUACGUCAGGAGGAACUAUUGCGAGAGUUGAGGCGGCCCACGGUCAUGGCAGAAUACACGGAUAGACGAGAUAGAAGCAGACGAGAGCGUGACCUGUAUGAUGACGAUGAUGACUUUUCCUCCAGACCCAGGAGAUAUGACCAUGCCCCGCCUACAGACCCACUGGUGCGGCAGUUUGAGGUGCAGUCUCUACAGGUGAAAUCCCUGAACCAGGAGCUUGAUGACAUGAAACAGACCCUCUCACUCACACAAAAAGCCUUAAAAAAUGAGGUGUAUAGGAAGCCCCAGGAUGGAGACACAUCAAGGCUGGUGUCAUUUAACCUGUCACACAGAUCAGCUGGGAGGUCAGCAGCAUUUAGUGAUGGUGAGAGUGACCUUGACCUUGCCAGUGGAGGUCACAGGAGAGGUCGGCGGGGUCGAGCCAGCCCAAGGGUGCAGGACGUUUACAAUGAUGUAGAUUUGGAUGAUCUGAGUGCUCCAAAAGUCUCAACAGACUUCACGACUGAUGGUGAUGAAUCUUCUAACCAGUCCGCUGACAUUGUGGCUGAAACCAAGUACAGGCUGAAGAGUCUGGAGAAAGAGGCUCAGAACCUUGAGCGUGCGUACACUGAGCUACAUUACAACCUGACAAACCCCUCCUCUGUACCUGACCCGACCAGACCGCUCCUCCGCCGCUCACUCACAGACAAGACAAAACAAGGAGGGAGUACCGGUCACCAUAUGGCGUCCCCCAGUGCCAGUCCCAUACCUACCAACCGGCCCCUCUCCUCCACACCGUACCAUCAACAACAGACCAACUCAGUAGCCGACGCUGAUGUCAGCACAGACAGUCUGACAGAGCUGAAGGGUUCAUCUUCGCGCAAGAAGGCCUCUGGUGGACAGGACAGCGUGCCAAAGUUCAGCCUCUCUGAUGUGUCUGAUGAUGAAAUGGACACUCAUGGCAGAGAGAGGGUUGAGAGGCCCCGGCCAAUUACUGUGGACGACCUGGAGGCCCGGCCUGGCUCCCCCAGUAUUAUGGUGGUCCAGGCAGACCCCUCCAGUGAUGAUGUUCCAGCCACUGGCAGUGCAAGUAGGCAAGAGACAAAGCAGACCAUCCUGCCAAGAGAGACUGCACCUCCACCAGCCAAAUUACCUCCCCUCUCUCUCGGCACUGCCUGGAAGCCACCUGCUCUAGACAGUGCAUGGAAAACAGAGAACACAAAAGCAGGAGAGGACAAUAAUGAGGCAGAGAGUUGGGAGGCGGAGCAGAGACGAAAGGAGGCUGAGCGGAAGGCACGAGAGCAGGAGGCCUUCGACAGGCAACAGAGGGAGCUCCAACAACUGCAGAGUAAACAGGAUAAGCCUGCCUCCCCCGAGCCAACACAACAGGAGAAAUCAGAGAAGUCUGACAGCAUCGACCCAGUGAUGAAACAGUACAUGGAGAUGAUCCAGCAGAAACGGACCACCGAACAGCCACCCCAGCCAGCUAGGCAGGAGAGUGAGAGAACAGCGUCCCAAGUUGAAGAGGACCUGUCGCUUACAGAGGACUUAAAAAGUGAGGAUGCUGAAUCUGAGGAUGAUUUCAACUGGUAGAAUUUAACAUGGAAGAAUACGGUAACAACAUCAGCUGGCUUUGCGGCAAAUAACUGCGACAUGUGGAUUAACACAGAAACUGGAUUAACGUCCUUGAUUGCCUAUGAGUUUAUAUAACAUGUACAUGUGAGUUUUGAGGGCUAUAAAGAUGGACAUGUAUAAAUGGUAACACAGCCAGCCAGAUAAACAUCAAGCAAUGAUUUGCCUAGUAGAUUUAUAGAUGUUAGGUGUUACAUUUAUAUUUAUUCAUAAUCAUGACUUUAAAGCGGUCUGUGAUUUGUUUAGUUCCUUGUAUUAUUUACUAGUAUUUUACCUUAAAUUAUGUUUUAUCGGAUAUUAAAUGAAAUAACG